AUGGAGGAACAAGUUGGCUACUGUCGAAUAUGGCAGUACUUUAUCAAGCUAAAUCUAUUCGAAACUGAAGCAACUGAUCAAGUAACAAUUGGUUUUCAACGAUGGUCGACGCGAAUCUAUCUGCUUCUUCUUUUUUUUGGCUUAUCAAUUGUACUUGUUUACAAUGGCAUACGCAUGGAAACACAACAAUUAAAAGUAAAUAAUCCAUCUCUUGCGACUUAUAUGGAGCUUCAGGAGAUCUACGAUACUACGAUUAAAUGUCCAUGCACUCAAAUAUCGAUUUUAACCAGUUCAUUUGCUGCUUUUCUUGUCGAAUAUCAUGAUAUUUGUACCAGUCAAUUCAUUUCUCAAAAAUGGAUCGAUUUGCUAUUUACUAAUACAACAUUUUGGCGUUUUGUUGUUGAUUUUCGUGCAACAGCCAGUAAUCAAUUUCAAGUUUUACGUGAAUUAUGUGAUUUAUCACAGACAACUAUCAAUAACAAUAUAGAAAAUUUUCAUACGGAAACAUUUAUUUCAGGUUAUUUAUUAAAUGAAAGAUUAUUCUUAGCCCAAACAAAAGCCAUGACUGACAGAUUUCAAACAAAUGUAGUUACAGAUUUCUUUCAGCGUAUUUCUUUCUAUCGAUCAUUCACGAUAGGAAAUACAUUCAUGUCUGGAAUUCAAACACCAUAUACAUUGUUAAUUUACACAAAUGAUGACGUUAACUGGUAUCUCAAUGCUCAACUAAAUUACUUUAAAGGAAUGAAAAAUCUUAAAUAUUGUACAUGUGAUGUCAAUACUACUUGUCAUUUACCAGCAGGAUUUUACGAUAUUGAAUCAAUUGAUGAUGACGGAUUAGUUAGCAUACUUACAAUCAAUGCAACAUAUACUCCAGAUAAUUGGUUUAUGGGAUGUUGGCCGUUAGAAUCACUUGUUCAGUCAUCGCUGACUGGUAGCUUCCUAAGCAAUCAGAGUGCACUCUAUAUUCUAGCUAUGCAUUUGAAUAUACCGGUGAAUUCGACGCCAAUGGCUCUGACUGGAUUUAAUAUGACAAAUGAAAGUAAUACUUUCGAUCAAUUGCUUGAAACAUCAUUUGUAAGUCGGUGGUCACCAUAUCUUAAUUAUUCAGCAUAUUUUGCUCAAUGUCAACCACAAGUAUGCACAUAUACAAUUGCACAACGUUCAAGUUUUCUCUACAUAUUAACUUCUCUACUCGGACUCUACGGUGGCUUAUCGGUUGUCUUACGUCUUCUUGUUCCAUACAUAGUCAGUUUUAUUCAUCGUUGUGUGAAUCGAACGCCACCACUUGAUAAUACCGAUAAUAACAAUACUGACAUAGCUGUCAAAAAGUCCUGGUUCGAACGAUUUCAAACAUUACUACAAUUAUUAUGGCAUUCAAUUAUUCAUUUAAAUCUAUUCAGUUCAUCAUUUCGACAACAGCCAUCAGAUAUUAAACAACAACGCUGGAUGACACGUUUAUAUAUUGUCUGGCUCACGUUUGCUUUAGUUAUUCUCAUUUUUUAUCUAUUGCUACGAUCAGAAACAAAAUUAAUCGAAGUAACAAAUCCUUCAUUGACUAUGGCCAAAGAAUUACAACAGUCUCAAAGUCAAGGUUUAGUUUCUUCUCUUCAAUGCCCUUGUGCACAAUUAACAGUACCUUACGGAACAUUAGUUCAUUUACAACCAAUCUAUCACCAAGUAUGUUCGAGUGAUUUUGUCUCAUCUCGUUGGAUUACUGCUGUCUCUCGCACAAUUCGCGCAGGAGAUACACCUAAUUACUAUCGUGAUUUUCAUAAUAGUGCAGCUCUCUUUCAACUACUCAAGUCUCUGUGUACUUUUUCCAAUAAUACGAUUGUCAGUGCACUCGAAAUAUUCGAACAAAUUCAGUUGAUUAGUGCUGAUUUACUUAGCGUUGAUCUGUUUACAAAUCAAAUACUUUCUGCUAUUGAUCAAUUCAAAUUAGAAACUGUAAAUGAUUUUCAAGGUUUUCUUCAAAUAAUGCGUAAUCUUACAUUUGUCAAUCAACUUCUUACUGGAGCUCACAGUAAUUAUGACGUUCGUGUAAAUGCUACAUCAAUUCCUCCUACUGCCGCUAUGUAUCCAUGGGGAUAUACUAAUGAUAAUGCUUCUUUUUCAUGUGCAUGUGCAAAUGAUCCAAGUUGUAAAGUAACAACUGGUCUUUACAGUGGUACACAUGGGAAUUGGGUUGAUCAUUAUACGGUACCUGGUUUAUAUACUGCAUGUUUUCCAGUUGAGUCUCUAUUACAAUCAACAUUGGAAUGUUUCUAUGAUAAUCAAGUAUGUUUGAGUUUUCUUUUCAACUAUUAUAACGUAUCAUCUGUGAACAAUUUUACGCUACUAAACUCGUCUUCUUCUGCCAGUCAUUAUUUACCAAAUGCUACUGUUGGUUCUCUACUAGCAGAAUUGUUUAUCGAAUACUGGAAUGGAUCUCCAAAUUAUUCAGCUUAUUUUGUUCAAUGUCAACCAACAUUAUGUUCCUAUCAGACAGCAGAAAAAAAUACUGUUAUCGAAGCAAUAACACAAAUUGUUUCUUUAAUUGGAGGACUUUCUGUCUCUUUACGCCUCUUAGCAUCUUUAGUUAUAGCCAUAUUUAUCAGUAUCAUUCAGCGAACAAGACGUCAGCAAAAUGUACCUGAUCAAUCCGUUUCUCGUCGAUUACGACUUAAAACAUUUGGUAUGCAGAUUCGCACUCGCGUAGAAGAGUUCAAUGUAUUCGAAAAUCCGUAUCAUACACGCAAUAUCCACCGUGAACGUCUUGCAACAAGGCUCUAUGUCGUCAUUCUCUGCAUAUUAUUAUUUAUUCUUAUUAUCUACACAACAAUUACCUAUUCAGUGACUACAUUCACAGUACAAAAUCCAUCUUUGGAUCAAUUUAAACAGAUGCAACAACGCUAUGGUUCGUAUGCUCUUAAUUGUCCUUGUACACAAUUGGCCAAUGUUUAUUCAUCCUUUGUUGAUCUCAAAUGCAGUUUUCACCAAGUGUGUACUAGUCAGUUCGUUUCUAAACCUUAUCUUCAAGAAUUAUAUCGUUUGUAUAACGCACUUGACGUAACAAAUGCUGCAAUGAAUGUAUUUACUCUUCAAGGCACAGUUUUUAUUCAUUUUCAGAGUCUUCUUGUCUUAUGUAAUCUUGGUCAAGAUGCCGUCAAUGAUGCUCGUCAAAAGUUUCUUGCAUCAUCUUUUAUCUCUACCAAUAUGAUUGAUUUUCAAUUGUUUGAUAAACUCAUCAAUUCAUCACUUGCCAACUUUCUUGGAACUUUACCUAAUUCAUUUUCAAAUGCUCUUCAACUGAUACGAGGUAUGACACAAGCAAACGGUUUAGUUUCAGCUUAUACAACAAAUUGGUAUCCUAUCAUUCGAAAUUUGAGCGAUUCACCAACCAUCUUUUUACAUCCACAGCACUAUGGAUCCGGUAAUUGUACAUGUGCAACAUCAUCAACAUGUACACAAUCAUCAAUACCCUUUCUUCCAGGUUAUCUUGUUGGAUGUACACCACUCGAAUCGAUUCUUCGAAGUACAAUCGAAUGUUUGUACGAAGAAUCUUGUGUGAAUCUGCUCACUACAUAUGUCAAUACUACUUUACACUCAUUUACUGCAUUGAAUGCGACUACAACGCGUUUUGCUUCGAAUGAUAGUAUUGAUUCAAUUGUACAAGAAAUGUUUAUUGAAACAUGCUCACCAAAUAUAUCCUAUGAACGAUUCUUUGAUGCAUGCCAUCCUCUUUCGUGUUUAGUUACAUUGAACGAACGAAAUAGUUUUAUUCUUGUAUUAACAAUUCUUUUAGGUCUUUAUGGUGGACUGACAACUUUUCUGAAACUUGCAGUUCCUUCUACCCUCUCUUGGAUUUAUGAACUAAAAGAAAGAUGUAAACGACGGACCGCACAAAUUCACCAAGAUGCAUCGUAA
Molecule: messenger RNA, 3906 nt
Organism: Adineta steineri
Lineage: Eukaryota; Metazoa; Rotifera; Eurotatoria; Adinetida; Adinetidae
Source: the annotation of a GenBank genome assembly